AUGACUAUAGGAAAGAACAACAAAAUGCAACAGCAUAUUAAUUACAGAGUGAGAGUAAUAUUACAAGACUCUCGAACAUUUAUAGGGACCUUUAAGGCAUUUGAUAAACAUAUGAAUUUGAUAUUAGGGGACUGCGAAGAAUUUAGAAAAAUUAAAUCUAAAAAUGCUAAAACUGCAGACCGAGAAGAGAAGCGGACGCUUGGAUUUGUAUUGUUAAGAGGAGAAAACAUAGUUUCGUUAACUAUAGAAGGCCCGCCUCCCCCUGAAGAAGGCUUGCCCCGAGUGCCCUUGCCUGGUGCUAUGGGUGGUCCAGGUGCCGGUCGGGUUGCUGGGCGAGGUGCUGGUUUUGGGGGACCACCUCCAGGGCUUCAGGGUCCCGCCAGGGGUGUCGGUGGACCUUCUCAACAACAUAUGGCGCCUGGUGGUAGAGGUCAAAUGUCAGCACCACCACAAAUGAGAGGUGGGCCGAUGAUGGGUGGUCCGCCACCUGGCAUGAUGGGUGCACCACCUGGUAUGGGUCGGGGAGGUCCUGGCCGUGGACCACCUGGUAUGCGCCGUUAUUAG
Messenger RNA from Pieris macdunnoughi, 564 nucleotides. The record is from the annotation of a GenBank genome assembly. NCBI's taxonomy places the organism in Eukaryota, Metazoa, Arthropoda, Insecta, Lepidoptera, Pieridae.